Messenger RNA from Cyphomyrmex costatus, 1751 nucleotides. RefSeq names its product UDP-glucuronosyltransferase 2C1-like. The record is from RefSeq and is a predicted model, not a curated record. NCBI's taxonomy places the organism in Eukaryota, Metazoa, Arthropoda, Insecta, Hymenoptera, Formicidae. The coding region runs from base 44 to 1672 and encodes 542 amino acids. The transcript has 6 exons. Gene Ontology annotation, molecular function: UDP-glycosyltransferase activity.
AGUUGAAAUAUCACACAGAAAACUUUGUGCGUUUGCUAUAAUAAUGUCGAGUUGUUCUAUUUUGUUCCACCUUGUGUGUUGUAUUUUAAUAGGCCUUGUGACAGCCUCGAAACCGUUGUCAGUUUUACUUAUAGAGCCUAUUCCAUCGAUUAGCCAUCACGUUUGGACAAUAAAUUUAAUAAAAGGACUGCUUCGCAAAGGCCAUCGUGUACAUGUAGUGAGCGUAGACGAGACUAAAAUCAAAGAUAAACUGGCACAGAAUUUGACAUACACCGUGUUCGAUGAUGUGAUGAAAACUUACGAAGAAUCCGAGGAUUAUAAUCCGUCUGAAUGGGAACAGUAUAGCGUAUUUUAUACAGGAUAUUUUACAUAUCAGUGGGGAAUCCAUGCAUGUGACACGUUAAUAAAAACUAAAGCAGCGAAAGAACUUUUGGAAAUGAUUAAAAGUGUUGAGUUUGAUGUCAUAGUACAGGAUAUUUCUUUAACUCCAUGUUUCUACGUAUUGUGGGAGAUUGCUAAAAGUAAGCCACCUAUAGUAGGUUAUAUUCCGUUUGGCUCUGCACCUUGGCUCAAGGAUUUUUUCGGUGGUCCAAAUUACCCAACUGUUCGACCUUACGCGCAUGCAGCCAUUGCGAAACCCGUAGAUUUGUGGCAGAGAACAUGGAAUGCUUUAUAUUACAUUAUAGAUGACCUCAUACGACAUUAUUAUUUCUUACCUAUUAUACAACAACUUGCUGAGAAAUACAUAGGUCACGCAAUCAGACCAUUACAUGAAAUAGAAAAAGACAGUAUUAAUAUGGUACUACUCAAUAGUCAUCCUGCAUUUGAGUCUGGGAUUCCAUUGCCCCCGAAUACUUUGGAGAUUGGAGGACUAAAUGCCCAGGACAUAAAACCGAUUGACGGCGAGAUAGUCGUAACGUAUCCCGAGAAUGUGCGUGAAUUUCUUGAUGGAGCAGAAAGUGGAGCUAUCUUAAUAUCCUUAGGAACAAAUGUAAAAUGGAAGUCAAUUGGAUUAGACAAGAUUAAAACUGUUAUACUAGCUCUAUCCAAAUUGAAACAACGAAUACUGUGGAAGUUCGAUAUUGAAAUGCCAUUUGAAAUACCACAUAAUAUAAUGGUUGUGAAAUGGUUAUUACAAAAAGAAGUUUUAGGACAUAAAAAUGUAAGAGCAGUUUGGACUCAUGGUGGCCUUCUCAGCACACAGGAAGCUAUUUGGAAAGGUGUGCCAAUGAUCAUAAUGCCUUUCUUUAUGGAUCAAAAGUCCAAUACACAGAUAUUAAUAGCUAAGGGCGUUGGCAUAUAUUUAGACAUCAAAAUUUUAUCCACGCAGACUAUAUUACACGCAAUUAAAGAAAUACUUCACAAUGAAAGUUAUACAAAAAACAUGAAACAAUUAUCUAGUAAAUUCCGGGAUCGACCGAUAUCGCCGUUAGACUUAGCUGUUUGGAGCAUUGAAUACACUGUCCGCCACCCAAAUGGAACUUUAGUAACACCACUUAAAUUCCAGAGCCGGAUAGAACAAAAUCUAAUCGAUGUUUAUGCAAUUUUAUUCUUUAAUAUUCUCAUAAUAUUGUUAAGUAUAUUUUUUGCGAUAAAGAUAUUUAUUAAUUUUUGUUUUAAUCAUAUAUAUAUCACACCUAAAAAUAAACUGCACGAAAAGAAGCAGGCGUAAGCCAUUGAAUGGCAACUAUAGAAAGAGAACGUGUAUGUUAAAUUAUUACAAAUAAUAUUAUUAACUGCACUACAAUAUU